Messenger RNA from Suncus etruscus (white-toothed pygmy shrew), 2414 nucleotides. RefSeq names its product atlastin GTPase 3 (gene ATL3). The transcript has 13 exons. The record is from RefSeq and is a predicted model, not a curated record. NCBI's taxonomy places the organism in Eukaryota, Metazoa, Chordata, Mammalia, Eulipotyphla, Soricidae. Bases 127 to 1755 code for a protein of 542 amino acids. Gene Ontology annotation, biological process: endoplasmic reticulum organization; protein homooligomerization. Gene Ontology annotation, molecular function: GTPase activity; GTP binding.
CUGCAAGCCCGGGCUCCUCCGCCCCGUCCCGCCUCGGCUCCUCCCGUUUCCCGCCUCCGAGGCCCUGGUGCGAGCCCGCCCCAGCCUCUGCGCCCCUGGCUGCCCUGAUCAGCCUCCCCAGGCUCCAUGUUGGCCCCUCAGCGAGCGGCGGCGGCGGCUGCUUCGGGAGCAGCAGGUGAAACCAUGGAGAGUGGGAAGCCCGGACCCGUGCAAAUUGUCGCUGUCCACAAGGACCAGCAUUCAUUUGAACUUGAGGAGAAGGCGCUGGCCAGUGUCCUCCUGCAGGACCACGUCCGGGACCUAGAUGUGGUCGUGUUGUCGGUGGCCGGAGCCUUCCGGAAGGGCAAAUCCUUCUUCCUAGACUUCAUGCUGCGAUAUUUAUAUUGCCAGAAGGAAGGUGGCAGCUCCAAUUGGCUGGGUGACCCCGAGGAACCACUAACGGGCUUUUCCUGGCGUGGCGGCUCUGACCCAGAGACCACUGGGAUUCAGAUCUGGAGUGAAGUUUUCAUCGUCGAGAAGCCAGGUGGGAAGAAGGUUGCCGUUGUUCUCAUGGAUACCCAGGGGGCGUUUGACAGCCAGUCCACUGUGAAGGACUGUGCCACCAUCUUUGCUCUCAGCACCAUGACUAGUUCUGUUCAGAUUUAUAAUUUAUCACAGAACAUUCAGGAAGAUGAUCUUCAACAGCUGCAGCUCUUCACAGAAUAUGGUCGACUGGCAAUGGAUGAAAUUUUCCAGAAGCCGUUCCAGACACUGAUGUUUUUGGUUCGAGAUUGGAGUUUUCCUUAUGAAUACAACUAUGGACUACAGGGAGGGAUGGCAUUUUUGGAGAAACGUCUACAGGUCAAAGAGCAUCAACACCAAGAAAUCCAGAGUGUCCGCAAUCACAUUCACUCGUGUUUUUCCAGUGUCACCUGCUUCCUGCUGCCACAUCCGGGCCUGCAGGUGGCCACCAGCCCCGACUUCGAUGGGAAGCUGAAAGAUGUUUCCAGUGACUUCAAAGAGCAGUUGCAGACACUGAUACCAUUCAUAUUGAACCCGGCCAACAUCAUGGAAAAGGAGAUCAACGGGUCCAAAGUCACCUGCAGGGGCCUCUUAGAGUAUUUCAAGGCAUAUAUUAAAAUUUACCAAGGAGAAGACCUGCCGCACCCCAAGUCCAUGCUUCAGGCCACAGCGGAAGCCAACAACUUAGCAGCUGCUGCGUCUGCCAAGGAUGUCUACUACAGGAAUAUGGAGGAGGUUUGCGGGGGAGAGAAGCCUUACCUAUCCCCAGAUAUUCUGGAGGGGAAACACUCAGAAUCCCGGCAGCUUGCUCUGGAGCAUUUUAAGAAGACCAAGAAGAUGGGAGGGAAGGAUUUCAGCCUCCGGUACCAGGAGGAGCUGGAGCAGGAGAUCCGGGAACUCUACGAGAACUUCUGCAAGCACAACAGCAGCAAGAACGUCUUCAGCACCUUCCGCACCCCAGCUGUGCUCUUCUCGGGCAUCGUGGCCCUGUACAUCGCUUCAGGGGUCACCGGCUUCGUUGGGCUGGAGGUCCUGGCACAGCUCUUCAACUGCCUGGUGGGUUUGCUGCUGAUCGCGCUGCUCACCUGGGGCUACGUGCGCUACUCUGGCCAGUACCGGGAGCUGGGUGGUGCCAUUGACUCCGGAGCCAACUACGUUUUAGAGCAGGCCGCUUCUCAUAUUGGUAACUCCACGCAGGCCGCAGUGAGGGAGACACCGCCCAGGAAUCCGCCAGCCGAUAAAAAAGCUCAGUAGCAUCUCUGGACAAGAGGACCAGUCCGGAACCAUCCUUGCCCCUAUUGAUUCCUGGGUGUCUGCCAGAGCCACAGGUCCGGGGCAGGGGAGCACAGCUCUGGGGCCAUCCUGGAGAGCAGAACCUGGCUCUCAUUAAGGACCAUGACUCUCCCGUGUCCUUUGGGCUUCUGGGCGUCUCCUGGAAGCUCCUUUUUCUUGUGGCUUGAACCUCGAGCUUGUGUCUUUCUUCUUAUUGCUCUGCUUUAUGCACUUUAUGAGGGGGAAAGCGAAAGCAAAAGGAGAGAACGGGAAAUGAGCAGUUUUCAGUCCUUUACCCGCCACUUGGUGCCUUGGAAGGUUGAAUUCAGGUGUUUUGCACACAUGAUGGGGAGAUGGAGAGCCACACUCAAGCAUACCCCAACUUUUUUGGGGGUGCAGUUUCUCCCUAUAUUUUUAUUUUAUACCUUUCUCUUUUGAGAAGAAACCCUUUGUUUUGGAGGGGGAACAAGCCUUAUAAAAACUUAGAACAAAAGACUGAAAAUGAUGCCAUUACACAUUAACAAUCUGACAGCUGCUUGCCAUGUAACAUGGGAAAGUCAUGUCCUAUUUAACUCCAUCUUAGUCCCUGAAGUUUCAGGUCUUUGACUGACAUGCUCGUUGAUUUUAUUGCCACAUACUUU